CACAAAACAUACCACACAGUUUCUUUUACACAGAGUGUGCACUGGCACUUAAUCUGAGGUCACUUCACAGGACAAGGACAAAAAUAGAACAACGGUAGAAGUUUGGAGAGAAGCGGUUUGAGUGGACCGUAUGAGCUCUGUUUUGUUUUCUAGGAGAAAGGGACAACAUGCAAGCCUUCCUCCUCCUCUUCCUCAGUGAGAUCUUGCUGCUGAAACUGACCUCUGCAACCACACUGAAAGUGCAGAGACAAAACAUGAGGGUGCGUAUCAGCGCUGUUGGAGACACCAUUGUUUUCAAGUUCAUCCGGCCCCAUGUGGACACCAGACUGGAGGGAUACAUCCUGGGGUAUGGCAGAAGCAUGUUCUCCAAACAAUUCAUCCAGCUACCUGAAGAUGGACAACCCUAUGAAACUGAGAUAGUUGCUGAGCCCAAAUAUCUUAUUGCGUUACAGUCAAAGAAUCUAGAGGAACCUAAGAAAAUAUGUGCAGGGAAAGUGGAUCUAGAGAAACCAUUGAACAUUGUGAUCAGCUCAGUAACACAGUCGUCAGUGUUGCUGUCCUGGGGGACACUAAUGACCAGCCCCUUCAUGGAUACCAUUCUGGAUGACUGUUUUGAUGAAGGACAGUUCACAGUCCGCUACAGAGAGAAGGAGCUUAGCAACACCUGGAACUACCAGACCUGUCCAUCCACCAGCACAGUCAUUGACAACCUCAAACCAGAUGCUCUGUAUGAGUUUGCGGUCCGUGCAGACACCGUCACAAACUGUGGAGUGUGGAGUCCAGCCGUCAUCCAUAACACAGCUGAUCAAAUAAUAGAGCCAUUCAAGGAACUGAACCAGGCAAAGUCUAAGAAGCCUAUUUUAGCAAGGCAGCGAUCAUUCUUGCCUCCAGUGCCAGUCUUAAACAACAUUAACCAGACCAGAGCAGCCCCUCUUCUCAUACACACUAGACUUCCAAAACCAAGGAAAACUUCAGGGGCGGAAAAUUCCACAAUGGUUCCUAACCAUCUACGUGCCUCAACCAAGGCCCUUCCAUCCUCUCACACAUCUAUCAUUCUGCCCAUGCCAAAGACCACAAGCACAGUUCGACCUCGAAACCUCAUCAGUCAUACCAGUACAACCCAAACAGAUCUGAUCACAGAGCAACAUACUAGCAUUACCCCAAAACAACCUACAACAUCUCAGCCACAACCUUCCAGAACCCAACAAAAAUCCAGCACAACCCUACCACCACCCACUACAAUCCAACAAUAUACCAUCAAAACGCAGAUCUCAGUCAAAGCUCUACCAUAUACAGCCAAACAGCUACUGAAUACAGCCCAACACCACUUUAGUGAAACAUCUUCCCAUAAUCCACCUACAACCAAACCACUAAUUCCCCAAACUCUACAACUCUCCAAAAGCACUAUCAAGGAACAUCCCCAUCCAUCUAAGAAACAAGACACCAUAACUCAGGGCAGUCUCCAUACAAGAAAAAUUCAGCCCAGUACCAAGCUGCAUCGAUUGAGCACAACCCAGCGUUCACGAGGCAUGUCCAAACACCAAAGCACUCACACUUACUUUCCAAAAACCACUUCUCACUACCAGUCCAGCACAAUUGCACAUUCUGAACAACCAAACACCAAACCACCACCACCAACACAGAACUGGUCCACAAACAGCCAUUCUCUUACAAACACAGCAUUGACUUCACCCACUACUUUAGCAAAUAUUGUCUUAGUAACAGACAAACAUACAGAUGUCUUAGUAUCAAAGCUGAAAACCAAGGUUAGCAAACAUCCAGUAUUUAGCACUAAUCCAUCCAUCUCCAAAGAAUACUCUACAUCCCAUAUUCCCACAACUGAAUAUCCACCUCUUACUGAAAACAUACAGGAACUGACUCCACAUCCUUUAUAUCUACCCAUAACCUUUUGGUACCAGUCUAGACCCAGCACCGCAACAAAACAUUCCAGCACCAUUAAACAGCAAGCUAGCACUGCUAAAUACAACCUAAAAAUGGAUUCCCAGGUUGAAAAUCGACAACCUACUCCUGAAGAAUCAUUGCCAGUUACCCCCAAAAACCUAUCAAAACUCACACCUCAAACAGCUUUCACCAAAUCUGAUGCAGUUAAAAACUCACCCGUGGCUGAGAAGGUAACAGUGGGGACAAGUCAUCCAAAUCGACCAGCGGCUAGUCCCCAACCAAAGGAUGAACAGUUACUGUCACAGCCAACACUUACAAAUGAGGUGGCCAAUAGGAAUGAGGGGAGAGGUAUCUUCCCCAACCCUUCUUCUGUGUUCCACCCCUUGGCACGAAAUGCUACAAGUAGACUGAGGCCUCAUGGUCGUGUCCCUCCAGUCCCCCCUAAAAGGUUUUUCAGGCCACCCUAUGGGUAUCGUAACUCAACUGUCAACAAGAAAAGGGCUCUUACUAAUAUGCCGCCUUCUUCUAAAGUGAAGACAGAACUGAACCAGGUCUCAAAGACUAAAGAAAAGGAGAAGGUUACUGAUCUGAAGCAGGUGGACCCAGUACCAGACAUGAAACCUCUAGCUCCGCCCACUGCUGAAAGACCAGCCAAACAACAGCCUUCAUUGACAACAACACCACGAUCUGUUUUUGAGGGGAGUCGUUUUGAUACCGGGGACAACUCCUCUGUGUUCAGUUCUCAUCCUCUAUCUGAGGUGGAUGCCACAGGGAAGAAACGUUUCAUAGCACCUCACGUGAUCUAUAAAACCGACAAACGUCCAGAGGAGCCCUGCUCUGUCACUCAGUCUCUCAGCUUCUUUCCUGAUGAGGAGGUGGGAUCCUUGAAUGUCACUGGCCCACCCAAGACCCCUCCAUCCAACCUUACUGUGGUCGCAGUGGAAGGAUGCCCCUCCUUCAUCAUCCUUGACUGGGACAAAACAGACAAUGAGACCACAGAAUAUGAGGUCAUUUCCUCCACCAAGGGUCCGCACGGAGAGAAGGUGUCCAUCCAGACAACAAAUCAAACACAUGCAGUUGUGGAAAACAUGCCACCAGGCGAAAGUAGUUAUGAAUUCAGAGUUACACCCAAAAAUGAGCUGGGUUCAGGCCCAGCCAGUGCACCGGUCACCUUCAGUACUGAGUCAGCUGAUCCUCGUGUGAGUCAGAUCCAAACUGGUAAAAAUGCCAUCUGGUCAUCAUUUCCAUUCAAGGCUGACUCGUACUCAGAGUGCAAUGGGCAGCAGUUCAUAAAGCGGACCUGGUACCGCAAGUUUGUGGGUAUCCAGUUGUGUAACUCUCUUAGAUACAAGAUCUACCUGAGCGACUCUCUUAAAGGGAAGUUCUACAGCAUCGGAGACCAAGCAGGGUAUGGGGAGGAUCAUUGCCAGUUUGUUGACUCGUUUUUGGACGGACGAACUGGUGGUCCUCUUUCACCAGAUCAGUUACCACCCAGAAAAGGGUUUUACCGGGCCAUGCGCCAGGAGCCUGUCAGGUUUGGGGAGAUCGGAGGUAAUUCCAUGAUCAACUACGUGGCCUGGUACGAGUGUGGGAUACCCAUUCCUGGGAAGUGGUAGGACCCUGAGGAGCAGAUGGAAGACGUGGCAGAUAAGAAACAGCUGUUGCCAAGGGAGAACAGCCUUUUUACGGCACGUCUGUGUACAGAAAAUGAUUUCAUAGGAGUAUGUAUCUGUAUUUUCAGGUAUCAGUCACAUACAGAAUUAUUUAU
Molecule: messenger RNA, 3670 nt
Organism: Carassius auratus (goldfish)
Lineage: Eukaryota; Metazoa; Chordata; Actinopteri; Cypriniformes; Cyprinidae
Product: target of Nesh-SH3
Exons: 21
Coding region: 168-3518 (1116 amino acids)
Biological process (GO): extracellular matrix organization; positive regulation of cell-substrate adhesion
Molecular function (GO): protein binding
Source: RefSeq, a predicted model, not a curated record